Dama dama (fallow deer) is the source of this 1092-nucleotide messenger RNA. It is a transcript of the gene LIME1, whose product is annotated as Lck interacting transmembrane adaptor 1. NCBI's taxonomy places the organism in Eukaryota, Metazoa, Chordata, Mammalia, Artiodactyla, Cervidae. The coding region runs from base 136 to 867 and encodes 243 amino acids. Gene Ontology annotation, biological process: regulation of phosphatidylinositol 3-kinase/protein kinase B signal transduction; regulation of MAP kinase activity; T cell receptor signaling pathway. The transcript has 6 exons. Gene Ontology annotation, molecular function: protein kinase binding. Gene Ontology annotation, cellular component: B cell receptor complex. The record is from RefSeq and is a predicted model, not a curated record.
CCUCCAGACGGCGGAGGAGCCACACCACGUCGUGGCCUCGGGUGCCUCACGCUGCUGCUCUGGCUGUGGGUGUUGUGCACAGCCUGCAACAGGAAGCAGGCACGGAGGCAGCUGUCCAGGUUGCAGGGCAGUGCGAUGCCAGCAGAAGUGUCACUGCUAAGACGACCCCACCACUGCUCCCUCAGCAAGUCCGACACCAGGCUGCAUGAACUGCACCGCAGCCGGCCCUGUAGCAGAGCCCCACGGCCUGCCAGCAUGGAUCUCCUACGUCCACAGUACCUGGAGGCAUCCAGAGGCAUGACCAGGCCCCCGGCACCCUUCUCACACCAGGAGCUGCCCCUGGCUGCACCCUCCACUGGCCUGGAGGCCACCUAUUCCAACGUGGGGCUGGCAACAAUCCCCAGGGCUAGGCUGGCAGUUAGCUCUGGGGUGUGGGCAGGGGCACGGCUGACCAGCAGCUAUGCCAGGCCUGGGCCUGAGGCCAGACCUGUGGUAGCUGAGUAUGCUUGUGUCCAGAAGCUCAGGGGAACAGAUCGGGGCCCCCAAGGCCUGGGGCAGGGGAAGGUCGAGGCAACCCCAGCCACUCAGGUGGACAUCCUGUAUUCCAGGGUCAACAAACCUAAAAGGAGGGACCCAGGACCUGCCACAGACCAGCCAGACCCCAAAGGUGGGGGAGCAAUUUUGGCUCUGGGGAGUGACCCGGCCUAUGAGGUCCUCCCUCUUGGGGGCCUGGGUAUGGACAAGAGCCUCCUGGAAAAUGUGUAUGAGAGCAUCCAGGAGAUGGGAGCAACUCUGGAGCCCCCCAGCUCCAGCUCCUAUCAGGAAAGGACGUGUUCAGGGCACAGAGACACUUCGCUUCCAGUCUAAGCCUGGGGAGGGGUCUUUAUUGCCUCCCUGCCCUGAACACCCAGUUACAGGUGAUCCUUCCUCCAGAGUGGGCUGCGAACCCUCGUUUCCCCCACAGUCUCUCCCCUACACGCAACUGACAACACAAAUUCCAGACAGCAGCGCUGCCAGCCUGUGGGGUCCCCCGGAUCCUGACUGCCAUGUCCUCUGCAGGGCAGGGUCUCAAUAAAGCCCCAGAUCCCUAUA